Messenger RNA from Dunckerocampus dactyliophorus (ringed pipefish), 5137 nucleotides. RefSeq names its product LIM homeobox 4 (gene lhx4). Bases 181 to 1350 code for a protein of 389 amino acids. Gene Ontology annotation, molecular function: RNA polymerase II transcription regulatory region sequence-specific DNA binding; DNA-binding transcription factor activity, RNA polymerase II-specific. Gene Ontology annotation, biological process: neuron differentiation; regulation of transcription by RNA polymerase II. The record is from RefSeq and is a predicted model, not a curated record. Gene Ontology annotation, cellular component: nucleus. Lineage: Eukaryota; Metazoa; Chordata; Actinopteri; Syngnathiformes; Syngnathidae. The transcript is spliced from 6 exons.
UCGACCCGGCACGGCACUGACCGGACGCCAUCAGUAUUGGACAUAAAAGCAAGACGCCCCAAAGAUCAGCUAUUUUUAUAUUAAACAUCAGCCAUUUUUCUAUUGGUUUUCAAUCCAGGAGGCAGGAGAGGGGGGCCCACCGUGUUGCGGCUUGUAUGUGCGUGCGUGUGUUGGAUCACGAUGAUGCAAAGUGCGGCGAUCCUCCCCACAGAGAGUCCCGUUAAGAGUUUACCGGACAUCCUGGGAGUGCCACUGCAACAGAUCCCUCAGUGUGCGGGCUGCAGUCAGCACAUCGUGGACAAGUUCAUCCUGAAGGUUCUGGACAGACAUUGGCACUCCAAGUGCCUCAAGUGCGCCGACUGUCACACACCGCUGGCCGACAAGUGCUUCUCUCGGGCGGGCAGCGUCUACUGCAAGGAGGAUUUCUUUAAGCGUUUUGGAACAAAAUGUGCAUCCUGCCAACAGGGAAUCCCUCCAACGCAGGUGGUGCGGAAGGCACAGGACUUUGUGUAUCACCUGCACUGCUUCGCCUGCAUCAUGUGCAGCAGGCAGCUGGCCACCGGGGAUGAGUUCUACCUCAUGGAGGAUGGCAGGCUGGUGUGCAAGGUGGACUACGAGACGGCCAAACAGAACGAUGAUUCUGAGGCAGGGACUAAGCGGCCGAGGACCACCAUCACGGCCAAGCAGCUGGAGACCCUCAAAAGUGCCUACAAGAACUCCCCAAAGCCGGCGCGACACGUCAGAGAGCAACUUUCAUCUGAAACAGGGCUGGACAUGAGAGUAGUACAGGUGUGGUUCCAGAACCGCCGAGCAAAAGAGAAACGUCUAAAAAAAGACGCAGGCCGCCAUCGCUGGACUCAGUUUUAUAAAAGUGUUAAACGCAGCCGAGGGGGGUCAAAGGUCGAGAAGGAGAGCUCGGCAGACGAUGCAGGACUCAGUGACAGUGAACUGAGCUUCAGAGAUGACCAGGUGUUGUCAGACCUGGGCCAAGGCAACGGCCUCUAUGGGAGCGUUGGCGACAUUACAAACAGUGCAGUCUUGAACGGCAGCUUCUCGGUGGACGCAGCUGGGCAACCGUACCACGACAUCCGCGCUGGAAGCCCCUACGGUCUCCCCCAGUCGCCCUCAUCCAUCGCCUCCUUGCCUGGUCACACCCCUCUCCUCAACAACCUGGCUUUCAGCAUGGACAGUCUGGGGGCGCAGGGCGGACCGGGCGGUGUGGGUCAAGCUCUGAGGGCCAUGGCAGGAGGCCCCACCUCAGACCUCUCUACAGGCAGCAGUACGGGAUACCCCGAUUUCCCCACCAGCCCCGCGUCCUGGCUGGAUGAGAUGGACCAUUCCCAGUUCUGAACCACUGUGAGGACAAAUUAGGACAGCCGACACACACACACAAGACUUUUUACAUGUUUCUAUCGUGUGAUGAAGAGGAAACAGCUGCUUAAGGAACCCCAACUAGUGUAUCAUACAAACUUCAUCUUGCUCAUUCUACACUUCUCAACAACGUCAGGGCUAAAGUGUUGAUCCGGAGGCGCCUUGCAUGCUUCUGACCGAUCAUGACGAGCCUUUUUACGUUGACGACGCACUUUACUCUCCUCACCACUUCCUGCACACGAGGACACAAACGCAGAAUUAGAUAAAGGGAAGAAAAAAAAUACAAAAGGGAGACGUAUGCACAAGGCUGAAACAGUGUUGCAUUGGGAGAGAAUUUUACAAGAACUGUGGCACAAGUGUUUAUUUAAAAAAAACAAACAAAAAAAACUACAGACAGUUUUUCUAUUAGGAAGUCCAUGAUUGGCCCGUCCAUGAGCGCUGAUGUUUUUCAUCCGUCUCUUGUGUAUUUAUGGGUGCUCGACUUGUUCUUGUCUGUGUAACACCGUCUGGAGACACGUGUCAGUAUUUAAUGAUUGGUGUCCACACCCGAGAGAUUUAAGGCCAAAUGAUUUAUUUGAAGUAUUUAAUUUAUUCUUCAUAAAAUGCACAGACGAAAAUGGGGGGAACAUUUUUCGAGACUUACAGAUCUUUUCAUUUUUCCCAAAUGCCAAUUAUUCACCUUGGGAUUGCUAUGAGAUGUUGUGAUGUAGUAAACGGCAUUUCUACUCUAGGGAUGGGCAUUUGACUAAACGUCGGGAAUUGGGAAAAUGAUCGAUUAUUCGACUUUCAGUCAUAUCCAAAUUAUUUUUAAUAGGAUGGAAGAUCCUGAAUGUUCUGAACUCCGGUUUCUAUUGUCAGUUUUGUAUUGAGCCGAGUCAUGCCGCUCAGAAGAGGUCUGCUCAGGCCUUAGCUGACGUCGUGUUGGUCUUCUUAAGCCAGCAGACUAGUUGAGAAUGAAUCAACAACAGUGCCUCUGCUGGUUGCAGCCAAGUAGUGCACGCCAUUUUACCUCAAUUGCUUUAAGACAGGUUCAUCUACAAAUUCAGUUAAACGAUUAACAUGCCCAUCCCUAACCUCUUUCUUUCUCUUUGGAAUUUCAGCUUGGUGAUCUCUCAGCAUUCACACACAAAAAGUGAAGCCUGGACGACUGCAAAAGGAGCAAAAACAUAAAAUUGCACUAAAACCGUGUAACGUCACAGAGAAUAAAGCUGUAAAAUACCAACACUUUUACGAGGAAUGCAAAUUGUAAUCGUACAAGUAUAAAGUCACCAUUUUAACUAGUGAAUGUCAGUAUUCCCACAUGACUCUAAACGCAAUCCAAAAGCACUUGGAGACCAGCAGCCACUGUCGCUCUAUAUCAAAGGUGUCCAAAGUGCGGCCCGGGGGCUAUUUGCGGACCGUGGCUGUUUUUUUUACUGGCCCGCGAAACACCGUAACAAAAACAAGCAAACCAAAAAAAACAGCAGCUGCAAAAAUGGAAAAAUUAGCAUCAAUUUUACAAGAAUAAAGUGAAAAUAUUAAUAGAAAAAUAUGUAAUACAACGGGAAAACGUCAUAAUUUUGAAAUAGUUAAAAUGAUAAAGAAUUUUUUUUUUGUUAAAGUCAUAAUAUUAUGAAAAACGAACAAAACAAAAAAUAAAGUUGUAAUUUUUGGGAAAAUCAGGUUGCGAAAAAAGUUAUAUUGUCACAAUAUUUUGGGUCAUAGAUACAAGACGAAAAUUUACAAAAUAACAAUCAAAAAAGUAAAAAAAAAACAACAAAAAAACAGGAAAAAUGAAAAAAAAAACCUGCUGUAAUUUUACAAAAAUAAACACGUAGCAUUAUGAGGAAAAAUAAUGUCAUUUUAGUAGCACAGAGUUGAAAUAUUAAAGAAAGAAUUUGCUAUUUAUUUGUAAGUCGUAAUAUUAUGACAAACAAUCUAAAGUUGUAAUUUUUUGAAAAAGUUUGAAUAUUAUGGGAAUAAAAUCAUGUUACAGAAAUAAAAAUGACCAAGAUUAUUUAAGAAGACAGUUAAAAUAUUUGGAAAAUUAAAAAACAGCAAAAAUGGGGAAAAAAAGAGCAAAGAGCAAAAUUGAUACCAAUAAUAUGCUACAUGUCACAAAGCCGAGAUGCAUUUUUUUUUCCUGAAAUAUAAAUAACUUCUUAGCAUAUCUACAUGUGUUGCUUUACAAAAUAUCUAUGUGGCCCUCGCUGGAAAAAGUUUGGACACCCGUGCUCUAUACAAAUCAGGUAAUAUCAUUAAACAUGUUAAAACAUUUGCGGUCAGACGACUGAACAACAAAGGAUUGUGUCCAGUUGUUUCUCAGGAACAGAAGCUUACAUGAUCACAUGAGAGUGGUUAUCCGAUGAUGGGGUCGCUGUGACAAAACAUGACAAAAAUGUAUACUAAGGUGUAACCUGACAACAUCCUCAAUGGCUCUUUGGUAUUCCAGCACACCGUGACCUGUUGAAGGACAUUUAAAAUGUGCGGCAUGCAUCCCUGCCUCGCUGUGGUUCUGUCCGUCUGAUCCGAAGGCUUCUCUCGGUAAUCUACUCAGUGAAGAGGAGCUCUACGUGCUCUAUCUACAGUAUCAACCUACUUACUGGGAGGCCAGAUGUGUUGUCAGCCUGUUGUCUCACGGUCUGGCCUCCAUGUCAGAGGGAUUACCACACACUGGUGCAGCACGGGCAAAACACAAACCUUCCACUUCACUCCAGGGCUUCCUCUCGCAACAUUUUGGCUCUAAAAUAAAAGAGUGCAAUCAUUCAUCCAGCUAGCUACUACUUGUGUGUGAAUGCUGAGAGGUAAGUAUGAGUGCUAAAGGCGGUUACGCAUUGAAAAUUGUGUGAAUGCUGGGAGAAAAGCACUGUACACUAAUGACUCUCGCUCUGUGUUGAAAAAAUGUAGCACCAAUCAAAAGUUUGGAUACACCCUCUCAUGUGAUAACACGGGAAAGCAUCUAAACCUUUGACGGGUACUGCAAAUUAUUAUUAUUAUCACAAAACAUUUUUUUUAGCUUAAUUGCAUUGUUAAAGGGUUUUUUCACACUUUUGCGUUCUUGGAAUGUGUUCUAAAGAUUAAAGGUGAGAUUUGUGGGCACCUAAGGUCAUCUUCGCAUGGUAUCUGGGGAUUGCUGCGACAUGCCGUCAUGUCUUUGCAAGCGUCCCCUUUUCAUUUCUCUCAGCAUUCACAUGUUUUUAUCGCAAAACUUUUCCAUUUCUUGUUUAUUUUCACUUGAUGAACACAUGGAAAUAAUUUACUUUUCCCACCUGAAGAGAUUAAUCAAAAAGUUCAGCUUUGUACUUUCAGUUUUUUUUUUUGGCAGCUCCCCUAAGAAAACUCUAAAACAAAAUCAUCACUACAUCCGUUUUUCUUUUGUUAAGUCUGCGUUGCCUCAAUUGUUGUAAAUGGUGUACAGUUUGGCUAUGUAUUGAUGGUCUUGUUUGAUGAGUGCUAUUUAUUAUUAUUAUUACUGUUGCCAUGUGUCUUUGCAAAAGAUGUAAAGGAGAGCACUGAAAUGAUUCAUUUAUGCCUUCUGUGUAAUGAUAUGGACUGUGUACAUUCAAAUCUAUAUGAGGAAAAUAAAGCUGGAUUGUCUUUUGGGUUAAAGACCGGCUGCUCAGCAGGUUUUGUUCAAUAGAUAUAUAAAUAUAUGCGCUGUAGGUGUUUGUGUUAUUUUUGCCUUAUCGAAACGCUCUUUAGAGAGAGUUAACCCGCAAAUUCAUUUAGCCAUUGAGAGCAUUUACCACACACUUAGGGCUCUAUUCAAUUGUGGGGAUCCAUUUAG